Messenger RNA from Verticillium nonalfalfae, 462 nucleotides. RefSeq lists its product as uncharacterized. NCBI's taxonomy places the organism in Eukaryota, Fungi, Ascomycota, Sordariomycetes, Glomerellales, Plectosphaerellaceae. The transcript has 3 exons. The record is from RefSeq and is a predicted model, not a curated record. The coding region runs from base 1 to 462 and encodes 153 amino acids.
AUGCAGUUCACGUACUUCGUCACCUCCAUGGCCAUCCUGGCGAUCGGCCAAGCCAGCACCAUUCCCGUCCGCCGGCAAGACACAGCUCCUACAUUCGCCAACGUAGGCGACGCCUGCUCCGUUGGCCGUGAGGAUGGUGAGUGCGACAAGUUUGGCCGUUGCGUGCAGUUCAUCCCGCCGAACGAGCAGAGCGUUCUGAACCAGGGCCGGACCGUCGCCACGUGUACCCAAACACCUGACGGAGAGGCUGAGGUUGGGUUUGGCAAUUCCUUCAAUGGCGAAGGGGAGCCGCUUUUCGGCAAUGCCGGCGUGGCGUGCACCGUCGGGAACGAAGACGGCGAGUGCGACCAAUUCGGUCGGUGUUCACAAUUCAUUCCACCCAAUGAGCAGAGUAUCCUGAACCAGGGACGGCCUGUUGAUACCUGCACGGCGGGUGGCCAGGUCGGCACGCUGAAGCAUUGA